AUGGACUCACUACCAGGAGCACAUGCAGACGACCACCAGUCUACAACACUUACGCCAACACCAACACCAACACCAGACACUCAGGCUCCCGAGCUCACUGCUUCGGGAAAGCCUAAGAAGAGGUUCGUCGGAAAGGCAAGGAGGCUUCAGCAAGAACGUGGAAGCAUAGACCCAACAACCAUUGAAGACUCCGCCAUCGCCAUUCGUGAUGGGUCCAAGAGUUCGAAUGGCCCCAGCAGACCAAGGGUUGCCAACCAGAUUCCUGAUGAUAUCUUGAAUGACGCUAAACUCAACCUGGCCAUUGAACAGCUCCCCGCCAACUACAGCUUCGAAAUCCACAAGACCGUUUGGAGUGUCCGCAAAGCUGAAGCCAAGAAAGUCGCGCUGCAGUUCCCAGAGGGUCUCUUGAUUUUCGCCUGCACCAUCUCAGACAUCUUGGAAAAGUUUUGCGGGGUCGAGACCUUGGUCAUGGGAGAUGUAACCUAUGGCGCCUGUUGUAUCGACGAUUUUACAGCCGUUGCCCUCGGGUGCGAUUUCAUGGUGCAUUAUGGCCACAGUUGUCUCGUGCCUGUGGAUAUUACAACAAUCAAGACGCUCUACGUCUUUGUGGACAUCGGGAUUGACGUUCAACAUUUCAUCGCCACCGUUCGCAAGAACUUCGAGAAAGGCUCCAAGCUGGUCUUGGUCGGCGUCAUUCAAUUUGUUCAAGCAAUUCAAUCGGCAAGGAGGGAGCUUGACAUUGACUAUAUCCUCAACGUCCCACAAGCCAAGCCCCUUUCACCGGCAGAGAUUUUGGGAUGCACAUCACCUCAACUUCCCAAGGAUGAAGACGCACUGAUAUUUGUGGGCGACGGUCGAUUCCAUUUGGAGUCCAUCAUGAUCCACAACCCCGACCUGGCAGCGUUCCGGUACGACCCCUACGACAAAAAGUUCACUAGAGAGAGAUAUGACCAUGCCGAUAUGCAUUCGCUCAGGAAGCAUGCAAUCGAAACAGCCAAGAAGGCGAAGCGGUUUGGGCUCAUCCUUGGUACUUUAGGUCGACAGGGCAGCACAUCUAUUCUUGAGCACAUGGAGUUAAAGUUGAAGGAGCGUGGCUGCGACUAUACCAUUAUUCUCCUGUCAGAGAUCUUUCCAGGAAAACUGGCGAUGUUUGAGGACAUGGACGCCUUUAUUCAGAUCGCUUGCCCUCGCCUGUCCAUCGAUUGGGGAUACGCAUUUUCAAAGCCCUUGCUGACACCUUACGAAGCAUCGGUUGUCUUUGAGUCCGUUGCCUGGCAGGAAGUUUAUCCUAUGGAUUUCUAUUCGAACGAUUCUUUGGGCCCCUGGACUGUGAAUCAUGGCAGAAACAUCCGCAGAAAGGCGGCAGGAGCGGUAGGCGCAGGAAAAUCUCUGUUGAAGAGCAAAGCCAAGACCGAUGGCGACGAGCUUUCAACAGGAACUGUGCCCCAAGGCACAGUGCAAUCAUGA
This is a messenger RNA of Linnemannia hyalina, 1467 nucleotides long. The record is from the annotation of a GenBank genome assembly. Lineage: Eukaryota; Fungi; Mortierellomycota; Mortierellomycetes; Mortierellales; Mortierellaceae.